AUGGAAGUGAAAUCGAAGAGCAAACCUGUGGACGUUCUCCUCGGAUGCAUCGUCGCCGUCUGCUUUUCUGCACUUUGCUCGGCUGAAAGACUGUGCACGGUGCCUCCUGGUCCGGUGUCGGUCCCAGAAAACAGCACGGCUGAUGUCCAGGUGGUGAAAAUCAUCUCCAGCAGUGAUGUGAUUCUGACGGUCACGGUGAACCCUGAGGACCUGUUCUACCUGAAGGGGAACCUGCUGAUGGCGAAGAAAGGCCUCGACUACGAGUCGUUGUCCACUUCAGCUCUGGUGGUUUGGGUUCAGUGCAGCAGGUCCGGCUCCAGAUCUGUGAACGAGUCCGUUGAGGUUCUGGUUGAAAACGUGAACGAUAAUCCUCCAAACUUCGCUCAGAACCACUACAUGCUGGACGUGAACGAGCUCAUUCCAGUGAACUCCAGCGUUGGACUGAUAGAAGCUACUGACGUGGAUUCAGAGCCGCUGUUCUACCGCUUAGAGUCUGCAACAGACAAAUAUUUCCGCCUGGAAAACAUAAACACUCCAAAGAUCCUCGUCAAAAGCCUCCUGGACUUUGACGUCGUGCAGAAGAUCUCUCUGGUUUUACAUGUUCAGGACACGUUCAACGGUUCGGCCUCCAACGAGCCGUUCUUCACCUCCGUCGCCACCAUCACGGUGCACGUGAAGGACGUGGACAACCGGCCGCCGUGGUUCCAGCCGUGUCUCAGGACCAACUUAGGGAUGGCCAAACUGUGUGUGAGCAGCGGCUACAGAGGCAAAGUCAACCUGACCGAGAAGGAGGAAGGUCCACUGGUUCUGGAGCCCGGCCCGGUGUUUGCCAAGGAUGGAGACAAGAACAGGAGUGAACAGAUCAGCUACAGAAUACUGCGAG
Messenger RNA from Stegastes partitus (bicolor damselfish), 883 nucleotides. RefSeq names its product cadherin-related family member 5-like. Lineage: Eukaryota; Metazoa; Chordata; Actinopteri; Pomacentridae. Gene Ontology annotation, molecular function: beta-catenin binding; cadherin binding; calcium ion binding. The annotation marks the transcript as partial. Gene Ontology annotation, cellular component: catenin complex; adherens junction; membrane. Gene Ontology annotation, biological process: homophilic cell-cell adhesion; cell-cell junction assembly; cell morphogenesis. The record is from RefSeq and is a predicted model, not a curated record. The transcript is spliced from 8 exons.